Hirsutella rhossiliensis is the source of this 1086-nucleotide messenger RNA. Its product is annotated as uracil DNA glycosylase superfamily domain-containing protein. The record is from RefSeq and is a predicted model, not a curated record. The transcript has 2 exons. Gene Ontology annotation, biological process: base-excision repair, AP site formation via deaminated base removal; base-excision repair. NCBI's taxonomy places the organism in Eukaryota, Fungi, Ascomycota, Sordariomycetes, Hypocreales, Ophiocordycipitaceae. The coding region runs from base 1 to 1086 and encodes 361 amino acids. Gene Ontology annotation, molecular function: uracil DNA N-glycosylase activity. Gene Ontology annotation, cellular component: nucleus; mitochondrion.
AUGGCGACACUCAAGCGCAAGAGCGGCUCCCUGGCCAAUGAGGGGGAGUCCAAGAAGCCCAAGGCAAAUGGCAACAUUGCCGCCUUCUUCAGUACGCCGAAGCCAAAGACGGCCCUGCAGUCCCCCACGCCAGCCGUCAAGUUCGACAAGCAGGCGUGGAUGGCUGGCCUGACGCCGGAGCAAAAGGAGCUCCUCCAGCUCGAGAUUGAGACGCUUGAUGAAAGCUGGCUGGCGCACCUCAAGGAUGAAGUCACUUCGAGAGAGUUUCUAGAGCUCAAGAGGUUCCUCGACAAGGAGACGGCGGCGGGCAAGAAGUGGUUCCCUCCAAAGGGGGAUGUGUACUCGUGGUCUCGCCACACUCCAUUCCAGAACGUCAAGGUUGUCAUCGUCGGCCAGGACCCCUACCACAACGUCAACCAGGCCCACGGCAUGGCCUUUUCCGUCCGGCCGCCCACUCCCGCACCGCCUUCUCUCAAAAACAUGUACAUUGCGCUGAAGAAAGACUACCCGAGCUUUACGUCCCCGCCCAAGAACGGCGGUCUCCUGAUACCCUGGGCCGACCGCGGCGUCCUCAUGCUGAACACGUGCCUCACAGUCCGGGCUCACGAGGCCAACUCGCACGCCAGCCGGGGCUGGGAGCGCUUCACGCAAAAGGUCAUUGACCUCGUCGCUCAGAAGCGCACGCGCGGCGUCGUCUUCAUGGCAUGGGGGACGCCGGCCGGGAAGCGAGUGCAAAAAGUGGACAGGCAGCGGCACCUCGUCUUGCAGAGCGUGCAUCCCAGUCCCCUCAGCGCGUCGAGGGGUUUUUAUGACUGCGGGCAUUUCAAAAAGGCCAACGAGUGGCUGGUUACGAGGUACGGCGAUGAAGGCGAGAUCGACUGGGCUCUGACACCGGGCACGUCGACCAAGAAGCCGGUCGUGCCGGCAGCAGUUGUCACGGGAGUCAAGGUAGAGAAGAAGACGGUGGACAUGUCCAGUUCGCCGGCGGGUAAAGCGGGCAAGACAGAAGACGAUAUUGACUCGGGUGAUGAGGAGGCUCUUGAAGAGGCCCUCAAGCUAGCAGAGGAGGAGGAGGCAAAGAAGUAA